AUGUUUUAUAGAGAUCUCUUCGUUUGGUUUCGUCACCGGGCGGCGAAAGGUGAAAUCCUCUUCUCCCGACGUUAUUAUAAUGCCGGUAAGUUCCUCGCUCAACGCGUAAUCCCAUAUCUCACAUUAUCUGAGCCUCGGAGUAUAUUCCGGUACUUGAUCGGAGCGGCGGUUAUGAUGAUCGGCGUCGUGUUACCGGUUGGUUACAUGAUGUUCCGCAACAAGCGCGUCCCCUCCUCGUCUUCCUACUCUAAACGCUUGUUUAGGGUAUUAUUAUGUAGAGGAAGGUUUGCUUGCUAGUCAAGUAACUCUGAGAGUUUUAUCAUCCUCAACGAUUGUUACUAACAGUCUUGGCUUUUACUUUUCAGGAACAAAGUUUUGAUUUUUGACUAGGAUGAUGAUGACAUAUUGAUAUCUACGAUUGUGUAAAAGUCAUAAACCUAAGAAAAUGUUGAUUUUCUUCUUGGUUAGGUUAUAUUCGAGAUCUGUUAUGUAACACAACCUCUUGUCUUUGGUGGAAAGAUAAUAUUUGAUAUUGAGAUUCGUUCAUUUUAAUGUACCUUCUUGUUUUGUAAUUUGAUUCUUCUGUUUUUCUGCGGUGUUAAAACUAGAAUUAUAUUCAAAGCUUCAAAAUAGUAGAUCAAUAGGGGUAGGAAUAUAGGUCAAACUACAAAAUCUGUUAACUAGAACAUGUCAAAGAUUUGGAGUAAGAAUUGCACCUUGUUUGGUAGGAUGACAAUGCUAAGAGACUAAUGUUUGUGAUUGUAGGAACAACGAGUUUUCGAUGCUCUUGUCAACUCAGUGAGCAGACAAAAUGUCAAAACUCAAAAGACACCAAGUGUUUUGUAUCAAGAGUAACUCUGGACAAUGUGACACAGAUUCAUAUUUUUCAUAAAUAGCAAAACCUUGUUUGAUAAACAUUAAUUUGUUGUUUUUGUUACAACUAGAAGAAAAAUACAGUAUAUUGAUCUAAAACUGAGUUUUUCUACUAAUUUACAUACUUGUUAAAAAUUAUGGAGUUAGUCAUCGCUGAUAUAUUUCGAUUGCCCAUAUAUAUAUAUAUUCAUAAUAUAAGAUCAAGUUGCGAAUUGGGUUGAUAAACAAGAACUUUCACGAUUGAACCUAAAACUGAACUAACGAUGUAACGGUAUUAACGCAAGCAAAUAUAAAGGUAUUCGUUUAAAACCAUAAUCCGAAGGCAAUUGUAUAGUCUCCAAAAUUUGCAAAAAAACACAAAGUCAUCAUCAAGCAAGAGAUAAAACAGUAACACAACAUGUAACCUAAACGAAGAUA
Messenger RNA from Brassica napus (rape), 1290 nucleotides. RefSeq lists its product as uncharacterized. The record is from RefSeq and is a predicted model, not a curated record. The transcript is spliced from 2 exons. NCBI's taxonomy places the organism in Eukaryota, Viridiplantae, Streptophyta, Magnoliopsida, Brassicales, Brassicaceae. Gene Ontology annotation, cellular component: Golgi apparatus. The coding region runs from base 1 to 297 and encodes 98 amino acids.